This is a messenger RNA of Wickerhamiella sorbophila, 342 nucleotides long. RefSeq lists its product as hypothetical. The record is from RefSeq and is a predicted model, not a curated record. Lineage: Eukaryota; Fungi; Ascomycota; Dipodascomycetes; Dipodascales; Trichomonascaceae. The coding region runs from base 1 to 342 and encodes 113 amino acids. The transcript has a single exon.
AUGGAUGCCAAAAAACUUCAGCAGCUGGUGGACGAGUUCGAAAUGGAUAUAGACGCGGCUGAGGCCCAGCUUGGGUCUAUUCUGGAUGAAUCGCUUGAAUCUCAGGCCGAAAAACGCAGCGGUAAAGAGGCUGCCAUGUCUUACGCUUUGGCCGCAUACUCCCUGAGCUCACUGCUUUUUGCCUACCUUCGAAGCGAGGGCGAACCCAUUGAUUUGGUGCAGGGCGAGAUUGAGCGGGUCCAGACGCUGAUCAAGAAGAUUGAAGCCACCGAAAACGAUGCUCCUAGCAGGAAGGAUCGUAAAAACUCUGCCAAAGCUGCCAAGGUGGCCCGCCACAAGUAG